AACCUUUGUCCUUUCGUGGCCAUGGCGACUCUCCGUUCCUUCUCCUUUAAACCCUUGGCUCCGCCGGGACACCUCCCCUUCUUUCCCCUGCGUCCGAAGCGCUGGACGCUGGAAUUGGCCUCCUUUUCCUCCAGCUUCUUCCCCGGGAGACUGCGCUUCGUCGGCUCCCAGUGCUUCGUCUCGAGAUCGAGCGGCCGUCGCCGCAGAUGCACCCCGAUUAAAGCUAAGGCGACGGACUACUACGGGACGCUGAACCUCAGAAGGAAUUCUACCCUCCAGGAGAUCAAGAGUGCCUACAGGAGCCUCGCACGAAAGUAUCAUCCUGACAUGAAUAAAAGUCCCGGAGCAGAAGAAAAGUUCAAAGAAAUUAGUGCUGCAUAUGAGGUGCUAUCAGAUGAGGAAAAAAGAUCUUUAUAUGAUCGAUAUGGUGAAGUGGGUUUACAAGGAGAAUAUGGAGCUGCAGGUGUUGGUCCACAGGGAGUUGAUCCUUUUGAAGUCUUUAAUGCAUUCUUUGGUGACUCAAGUGGGCUUUUUGGGGGUGACAUGGACCCUGGGGGAUUCGGCAUGAAUUCAAGAUUCACUCGCAGCCAGGGACUUGAUAUUCGGUAUGACCUUUCUUUAAGCUUUGAAGAAUCAGUAUUUGGAAGCCAGCGGGAAGUAAAUGUUGUCCGGUUUGAAACUUGUGACAAGUGCAACGGCACUGGUGCAAAAUCUAGCAGUUGUAUAAAGUCUUGUAUGGAAUGUGGAGGUAGGGGUGGCGUGAUGAAUUCCCAGAGAACACCAUUUGGCAUUGUAUCUCAGGUUUCUACUUGCUCGAAAUGUGGUGGUAAUGGCAAGCUUGUUACUGAUUUCUGUAGAAGCUGUAAUGGAGAAGGAAAAAUAGAAGGCCAUAGAAGUAUAAAAGUAGAUAUACCAGCUGGUGUUAAUGAUGGGUAUACCAUUCAAAUUAAUGGAGAGGGAAGCUAUGAUAAGAAAAGAGGUGUAGUUGGCAAUGUUUAUCUUUUCCUCCAUGUCAAUGAAAAACCAGGCUUCCGAAGAGAUGGUCUCAACUUAUUCUCAGAAGUCAGCAUAGACUAUACUGAAGCGAUACUGGGAACUGUAGUCAAGGUUGAAACAGUGGAAGGAUAUAAAGAUCUUCAAAUUCCUUCUGGCACACAACCAGGAGAGACAUUGAAGUUCACUAACAUGGGAGUUCCAAACCUUAGGAGGCCUUCAGUUAGAGGUGAUCAUCAUUUUGUUGUAAGGGUAGAGAUUCCGAAGAAUAUCAGUGACGAAGAGAGAUUACGAGUUGAAAAGUUAGCAUCUUUGAGGGCUACAAAGGAUAGUUCUAUCGGAUCGAAAGGGAUGCAUCAGGAUAAUAUGUACAAGUAUUCUGAAAAGAGAAAAACUCGGGCUUCACGAAAAAGGAUGAAUAAUUCAUUCUGGAGCUACAUGAAGAACUUGUUUGGAGCAAGCCAAACUGGAACUGGGAUUGCAUCCAUUAGCCUACAAGCACCAGUACCGGCAUGGAUGCCUCAUCCCAAAGCUGAUCCCUCGACCGUUGCCGCUUAUGGAGCUUUUGCAGUGACAGGCAUCUUGUAUUUGAUAUGUAGAAUUAGCGGCUUCUUAUCAGUACCACAAAAGAACUUCUUGACUCCACAAAGAUCAGAAAAAGAAGAUGAGUAAUAGGAUGCCUCACUGCAGAGCAUAUGGGGUUUUUCGCAGUGACAUCUUAUAUUGAUGUGUGGAUUUAAGGGCUUCUUAUCAGUAUUACCAAAAAACUCUUUUGACACCAAAAAGAUCAGAGAAGAAAGAUGAGUUAUAGGACAUUUAUAUCAUUCAUCAAACUGAUAGUUUGGAUGGCAGGUUUUGUUGUGCCAAUCAGAAUCAUAUGGUUCAAACUAGAUAGAAGUUCCCUGUUGCAAGUUUUGGUUGAAUUCUUGUCACAAAUUUUUUUUCCAUGCAUUACAUAAGCAGAAUGGGAAUCAGGCAGAAAUUUUCAACAAGGGAAAAUGCAUAUGUUGUUGUUGUUUU
Musa acuminata subsp. malaccensis (wild Malaysian banana) is the source of this 2013-nucleotide messenger RNA. RefSeq lists its product as uncharacterized. Gene Ontology annotation, biological process: response to heat; protein refolding. Gene Ontology annotation, molecular function: heat shock protein binding; ATP binding. Gene Ontology annotation, cellular component: chloroplast thylakoid membrane; cytoplasm. The record is from RefSeq and is a predicted model, not a curated record. NCBI's taxonomy places the organism in Eukaryota, Viridiplantae, Streptophyta, Magnoliopsida, Zingiberales, Musaceae.